ACGAAGGUGCUGACAGUAUGUGAAAGCCUUAACUGCAUAACCAUAAAGGCUUUAGCAGGCUUUUAAUUUGAGGACAAGAAUGAAGGACAUAAUACUUGCAGUUGGAGAGGUUUAUGGAAGAAUAGCCUUAAAUGAUGCAGUGUGCAGCUUUAAUAGAAGGUGAACUGACAAGCAAAUCUUGUGAAGCUGUUUGAAUAUACCCGAUGAUCAAUCAGGGAUACUGGAUUAAUGGCAGUUUUUUCCUUUACUGCUUCCGACAUUUAGCAGGACAGGCUUCUACCUCAUUUAUACUGGGAACUGUAAACUGCUGUGACAAGCCUGAAUGUUAAAACUCACCUGUCACCCAGAGAACAACAUCCAAGAUAAUUCACUUUAGUGCUGGUGACAAUGAGUGUGUAUUCCCACUUGUGGUGAAGAGAUCUAAGGACUAUUGUCACAUUCCAAAUCCUGCAGUCAUACAGAUAGAUGACCAUGACCCUGUUUCUGCACAGCCUGAUACAUUUUCUGUCAUCAAGAACCAUUGCUCAAACAUCCCAGUGAAGGCAGCAGUGUUUAUGUCUGGGUAUUGUUAGGAGGAAAGAAGUCAUAAAAUAUUUGUCAAGCAUCCACUGGCAAAAUGAGUACAAAAGACACAAAAGUCACUGAAGGGGGGCUCAAUGUCACAUUGACUAUACGUCUUCUCAUGCAUGGAAAGGAAGUUGGAAGCAUUAUUGGAAAGAAAGGAGAGACGGUUAAGAAGAUGCGAGAAGAGAGUGGUGCCCGAAUCAACAUCUCAGAAGGAUCUUGUCCAGAAAGGAUUGUCACAAUAACAGGCCCCACAGAUGCUAUUUUUAAAGCAUUUUCAAUGAUUGCACUCAAAUUUGAAGAGGACAUAAAUGCUUCGAUGACAAACAGUACGGUGACAAGUAAGCCACCUGUAACGUUGAGACUCGUUGUUCCUGCAAGUCAAUGUGGCUCACUUAUUGGAAAAGGAGGAUCAAAAAUCAAGGAAAUCAGAGAGUCUACAGGAGCUCAGGUACAAGUAGCAGGUGAUAUGCUGCCAAACUCCACGGAACGUGCAGUCACUAUAUCAGGCACACCUGAUGCAAUUAUUCACUGUGUAAAACAGAUUUGUGUGGUGAUGCUAGAGUCGCCACCUAAAGGCGCCACUAUCCCUUAUCGUCCAAAGCCUGCCUCUGCACACAUCAUUUUUGCAGGUGGCCAGGUAAGAGCAGACACCAUUUUGGCUUCUGCAGGAAACCACGCCGUCUUGGCCCAGCCGCAGCCAGCACCUGCAUUUACAAUUCAGGGGCAGUAUGCAAUCCCUCAUCCAGACGUGAGUCAUGCACAUUUGACCAAGCUUCACCAGUUGGCUAUGCAGCAUACCCCUUUUACUCCCCUUGGGCAGACCACCCCUGGUUUCCCUGGACUGGACACCACUUCUUCGACCAGUUCCCAUGAACUCUCUAUUCCAAAUGAUCUAAUAGGCUGCAUUAUUGGCAGGCAAGGAAGUAAGAUCAAUGAAAUCAGACAGAUGUCAGGGGCACAAAUCAAGAUUGCUAAUGCCAUGGAAGGAUCAGUAGAACGGCAAAUUACAAUCACAGGUUCCCCUGCAAACAUCAGCUUAGCACAGUACCUCAUUAAUGCAAGCUUAGAGAUGGCUAAAGUCAGCACCCAGAAUGCAUCGGUCACGACUCCUGUUGACCUGAAUAUGAACCACUCUCAGGCUUCCACCCCUGCAUCCAUCCCCGCCUCUAUGGCCGUCCUGGCAGCUGCAGCAGCUUCUGCAGUAAAUGUGAACACCCCUCCCCCUUUAACAAGCACCCACUAUGCUGUUCCUGUCUCCAGUCUGCUUGGCAUGAAAACUGUCCCACUUUUGGCAUUAAAUGCCGCGGGAGCCACCGGGAGUUUCUCUGCUUAUACUACUAAAAUUCCAGCGACCAGUGGGAUUAAGAAAUCUGAGCGGCAGAAGUUUGCUCCAUAUUGAAAAGAUGAAAAUACAAGUUUACCAGGCUCUGCCAAGAUUCUGUGGUAGAUAGUUGACAAAACAAAAUAAUGUUUUCAUUUUUUUAAUUGUUAGUGUUAACCAUUUCCAGCUAAAUUUGCCUUCCAUUUCCCAUGAGUGUUAUGAAACAGAAAUAACUAAUUCCAACAGUUUCCAUUCAGUUAUGCUUAAUGUAUUUUUUUUUUAUUUUGCUAAGUUUAGUGGUAAUUCAUGUUCUCUAAUACUUCUUUAAGCUAACAUUGAUGUUAAAGAUGAAGAGUGCUGUAGAAAACAACUGAUAUGUGACACAUAAUAUUAGCAGAGAUGCACGUCUUAACUAAAUACUAUACAUUAUUAGGUAGAAUUACACACAGCUAAGGCUAUGACAAUUGCAGUGUUCUGGAUGUAACAGUAAAGUGGGUAUUUAGCUUUGAGAGCUUUAUUAUACUGGGAAAAAAUUCUAGUCAAGAACUCCAACUGAAAAUUAUAAACUAACUGAAUAAAUUUUGUAAAGGACAUAGUUCUAAGCUUACACAGUAAAAAGGGGGGUGUUAUGUAACCACUCAACUCCCAAGAGCUCGAGGACUACUUUCACAAAACCAGAGACUCAAGCAUCUUCAAGCUUGGGAAGGCUGCUGCUUGACUUGUGCUCAAACUCAAAUACAAGUUUAGGCAAGUAGCUGCCACAGUUUACCCAACCACAUUAUUCAAGUUCGAAUGAAGUAAGUGCGGCAGCCAUGAUGAAGUACUGGGGGUGGUAUGAGUUCAGUUUAGGGUAAUAGUCAGGAUGGGGGCUUUAGGUUUAGGGAACAGGAAGAGGGAUUUUAGUUGUAGGGAGCAGGAAGUGAGUUUUACAGUUAGGACACAAAAAUGGGAUUUUAGGGUUAGGGAGUAGAGGAAGGUAGUCUUAAGGUUAAGGAGCAAGAAUGGAGCAAACAGCAUACCAGUACUUGCACUAGACUCUCUUACAAGUAGCAAAAGAAACAAUUUUGAAUGCUGUGGAAUGUGAAAAUAUACUCCAUUAAGAAUGUGCUGGAAGAAAACAUUCCUAGUGGCCUCAAAUGUGGCUAUAUUAGUAAAAUGGCUCAGAGAGCAAAGUAGGUUUUGAAUUCUGCUGCUUAAUGUUUGUGAUUAGCCCUGUGCAGAAUUCCAAUUAUGUAAGUCAUUCCAGUGUCAAAGAAAUGUCAAAGCCCACGUAGGUUAUUCUUAUAGGAAAAUGCUCAAAUGACAAUAUGCACAUUCACAGUAUCAUAUAAGUGAUAUCUCACAGGUAUCACAUUGAAAUCAUGAGCAUCCAUUCAGAUUGUGAGAAUGAGGUAAACAUUAGGCUCAUAUAUAUACAGCUUUUAUCUCUGUUACAGUACUUACAGUUAAACGAUGACAUGUAGUCUCACAAGAAACAUUUGGUUGUGAUUAAUGUCAUGCCUGUGUGUGUGUGUGUGUGUGUGUGUGUGUGUGUGUGUGUGU
Molecule: messenger RNA, 3430 nt
Organism: Protopterus annectens (West African lungfish)
Lineage: Eukaryota; Metazoa; Chordata; Ceratodontiformes; Protopteridae
Product: poly(rC)-binding protein 3-like
Exons: 16
Coding region: 617-1966 (449 amino acids)
Biological process (GO): negative regulation of mRNA splicing, via spliceosome
Cellular component (GO): nucleus; cytoplasm
Molecular function (GO): mRNA binding
Source: RefSeq, a predicted model, not a curated record